Molecule: messenger RNA, 1449 nt
Organism: Naegleria fowleri
Lineage: Eukaryota; Heterolobosea; Eutetramitea; Acrasida; Naegleriidae
Exons: 1
Coding region: 1-1449 (482 amino acids)
Source: RefSeq, a predicted model, not a curated record
AUGACGAAUCCAACGUCUUCGUUGUCGUCAGAUUCAUCUUCUUCGAGUCCUGUCGAAGAUGUCUCCACCACGAGCAAUCCCCAAAGCAACCACCACGUGUCGACGACAUGUGCAACAACAUCAAUUUCUGAUCAGAACAGCACUGGAAACACCUUCACAUUUGUGAAUGAAACUCUAAUUCAUUCACAACAGCAGUUGCAUUCUCAACAACCACCACAACAUCAUGAUCUUGCAAGCAAUAACCAAAGAGUUUCUCCAACCUCCUCUUCCGCAACGACCAGCAUUUUGGGCAAUCCGAACACUUCUCAAAAUACUCCUCCAAGUAAUAAUACUACUAGUAAUACCUUUAUUAAAUUCCUUCAACCAACUCAUGCACUUCGGAUUAAAAAGCUCGUCACAGACGAACAAUUUGCAAGUAAUUAUACUGAAUUGAGGUUGACCAAAAUACCGGCCAUUUAUGGAAAUCAGCAAAAUGUUAUGCAUUCUCAACCAAGAGGUUCAAAAAGUAGAAGGAAAGCACAAAGGUCAAAGUCACAACCGCAACAACAGCAACACCAAACAUUAUCUAAUGCACAACCGCAACAACAACAACAACAACCGCUUCAUGACGUACAUGUAGACACCCGGCAAUCGCCACCGCCACAUGGCAAACAAGUAUCACCGCACACAGUGAUGGGAAUGCAACCAAAACCACCACAACCUAGAGGUUCGGAUAAUAUUGCAGCCGACACCAAUAUGGCCGAAUCCAGUUCAUGCAACCUUCCUUCACCUCAAAUCCAGCAAUUUCCUCCUUUUUCAAUUCGUCAAUCACAACCACCUUCAGAACUAUUCCAUGUGUCUUCUCUAUCGGACCCAUGUUUCACAACGACUGCUUCUACUAGGGAUGUAAAUAAUCAGAGUAGCAGCACCGGUGGAGGUCUAGUACCUAGAGGUUUUCCUUUUGCGAAUCAUAAUCUUCUCAAUUCACAAGCCAUUCACACACCAAAACAGCCAGCAACAUAUUCUAUUGGCAAUAACAGCACCUCAUUCGAAUGGCCACAAGCAAACAACGUGACAUCUUCUUCCAUACUCCCUCCUUCUUUUUCACAGAAUAUCCAUGACACGAGCGUUCAUCACCGUUCUCCACCUUUCUCGCAUAAUGUAAAUACUCCUCCAUUAUUGACAUCAUCGUUAUCGUCGUCACUUGCACAAUCAUCUCUUAAUCCUCAGCAAGUUUCCUAUCAAAGUUUGGAUGAUAGUCUACCUGCUGCCUCUACGACCACUACCACGACCACAGGAUGUUAUCCACAUAGGACGACACCUCUGCAGAUGCAUCAUCCACCAGCUGCUACCACUGCCACAUGGUCUUGUUCAUCCUUAUCGCCACCACAUGCUUGUUCCUCCGUCUUUCCUCUUAAACUUUCCAUUGAGGACCUACUUCUCGAACUUAAUUUACAACAACACCAAUAA